Dentiscutata erythropus is the source of this 593-nucleotide messenger RNA. The record is from the annotation of a GenBank genome assembly. Lineage: Eukaryota; Fungi; Glomeromycota; Glomeromycetes; Diversisporales; Gigasporaceae.
AUUUUAGAGAAGACUCGAACCAAAUUCAAAAAACUGGAUCGACACAUGGAUCAUAUCUUGUUAAAUUUGCUGCAUCAUUAAUUCAAGAUAUAGCUGUGCUUAAGCCUCGUAAUAUUGUAAAUCGAGUUUGCUUAGAAGUAGGGGCUAAAGUAUCAUAUAUAGCAGCUUGGAGAAGUAAAGCUGCUAAUAAAAAGCAUAAAUCAGAGGAAAUAGAUAGAAGUUAUCAAUGUAUUAAACCACUGCUUGACUAUUUACUUAUAGCAAAUCCUAAAAGCAUUACUUCAUUUGAGGUUAACAAUGAAAAUCAAUUUGUUUGUAUAUUUAUUUGCUUUUUACCAUGGAUUAAGGCUACUGAAUACUGUAAACCUGUUUUUACUAUCGAUGCAUAUCAUUUAAAAUCAAGCUAUAAUGGAGUAUAUUUUUGUACAAAUAUAAUUGAAGGUGAUGGUAAACUUGUCUCUGUGGCAUUUGCUAUUGGCUCUGUUGAAAAUUCAACAUUGCAUAUAGAAAAGUUUGAUGAAAUUAUGGAAGAAAUCUCUGAUAUACAUGCAGAAGCUGCCAUAUAUCUUAAAGAAAUACCUUCUACAACAUAG